UCCUUGUGUGAGUUUAGCAGAUUCUCCCUCGUUCUCACUUCAAUGCUUACUACAUCUUGUAGGUUGGUGUAGGUAGUGUUUAUCAGCUACAGAUACACUUUCAAGCUACUUUAACCCAAACUUUUGUCACAGGAGGCCUGAAAACUUCAACUCCAUUCUCACUUUCCUUUGUAUAACGCUGUUCAGAGGUGGAAAGGUAGUUUUCAGCAUUUUCCCUCCCCUCCCCAUUUGGGGUAGCUUUCUCCUACCAAUCACUUGUUAAUGGCCUGUCAUCCUUUAGUUUUCUUUCAUUAACAGUUACCAUUUAUUAAAUUUGUCAGUUUGUUUAUAUAUGAGCACCCAUUGCCUACUGUCUGAGUGCUUCUUAAGCAGGCAUUGUUUUAGACGUUUUACAUUUAUCAACACACUUAUUCUGUCAAGUUAAUACACUUACACAGAAGGAAGCAGAUGUAAAUGCAAGGUAACCGGAGGCCAUGAAAUCAGUAUGCUUAGCUUCCCUGGUACCUUUACAAAAUGGGCUCUCACAUCACAUAGGAUGUACAUUUCACUAUCUCUAACCUUAUUCUGCCCCUUGAUCUCCCACCUCACCCCCUCAUCCCACAGGCUGCCCACUCCCUCUCAUUUAACUCGAGUCCAGCGCUCCCAAGCUGUCACAUCUUGUGUCUUUUCUCUGACACAUUAGAGUCCUCUUCCUUCCGGAGAAUUUCCUAGUAGCUGAAACUCUCUCACCAGAUCCUGCCUCUCAUGGGGCGGCCAGAGCGCGUGCGCAUGGCAUCGCGGUGCAGAGCCACGGGGCCCGAUUCCCAACAGCCCCCGCGCGCAGUGCAGGCUGGGGGAACAUGGCCGCUUCCGGUCUCGCAGUCCGCCUGGCGCGGGGCUGACAGCGGCUGCAUUCCGGUGCGCUCCUCCCUCUGCAUCUCGCGCCGGCGGCCGCGGAGGGCGCGGCGGCCUCCUGUUCUCGCGCCAUGGAGAAGAGUUCGAGCUGCGAGAGUCUUGGCGCGCAGCUCCCGGCGGCAAGGCUGCCCAGCGAGGACUCACUGUCCAGUGCUUCUACUUCUCAUUCAGAGAACUCGGUUCAUACCAAAUCAGCUUCUGCUAUAUCAUCAGAUUCCAUUUCAACCUCUGCAGACAACUUUUCUCCUGAUUUGAGGGUCCUGAGGGAAUCAAACAAAUUAGCAGAAAUGGAGGAACCAGCCCUGCUUCCAGGAGAGAACAUUAAAGAUAUGGCCAAAGAUGUGACCUACAUAUGUCCGUUCACUGGUGCUGUACGAGGAACGCUGACUGUCACAAAUUAUAGAUUAUAUUUCAAGAGCAUGGAGCGGGACCCUCCAUUUGUUCUAGAUGCUUCUCUUGGAGUGAUAAGUAGAGUAGAAAAAAUUGGUGGUGCAUCUAGCCGAGGCGAAAACUCUUACGGCCUGGAAACUGUGUGCAAGGAUAUCAGGAAUUUACGAUUUGCUCAUAAACCGGAGGGGAGAACAAGAAGAUCCAUAUUUGAGAAUCUAAUGAAAUAUGCAUUUCCUGUGUCUAACAGCUUGCCUCUUUUUGCUUUUGAGUAUAAAGAAGUAUUCCCUGAGAACGGGUGGAAACUAUAUGACCCCCUUCUAGAGUACAGAAGGCAGGGAAUUCCAAAUGAAAGCUGGAGAAUAACAAAGAUAAAUGAACGCUAUGAACUCUGUGACACAUAUCCUGCCCUCUUGGUUGUGCCAGCAAACAUUCCUGAUGAGGAGCUAAAAAGAGUGGCAUCCUUCAGGUCACGGGGCCGGAUCCCAGUUUUAUCAUGGAUUCAUCCUGAAAGUCAAGCCACAGUCACUCGCUGCAGCCAGCCCAUGGUUGGAGUGAGUGGGAAGCGCAGCAAAGAGGAUGAGAAGUACCUUCAGGCCAUCAUGGACUCCAACGCCCAGUCUCACAAAAUAUUUAUAUUUGAUGCUCGGCCAAGUGUCAAUGCUGUUGCCAAUAAGGCAAAGGGGGGAGGUUAUGAAAGUGAAGAUGCCUAUCAAAAUGCAGAACUCGUUUUUCUGGAUAUUCAUAAUAUCCAUGUUAUGAGAGAGUCAUUGCGGAAGCUUAAGGAGAUUGUGUACCCCAACAUUGAGGAAACUCACUGGUUGUCUAACUUAGAAUCUACACACUGGCUGGAACACAUAAAGCUCAUUCUAGCAGGGGCUCUUAGGAUUGCUGACAAGGUGGAGUCUGGGAAGACGUCUGUGGUGGUGCAUUGCAGUGAUGGGUGGGAUCGUACGGCUCAGCUCACUUCCCUGGCCAUGCUCAUGUUGGAUGGCUACUAUCGAACCAUCCGAGGAUUUGAAGUCCUUGUGGAGAAAGAGUGGCUAAGCUUUGGACAUAGAUUCCAACUAAGAGUUGGCCAUGGGGAUAAGAACCAUGCUGAUGCUGACAGAUCACCUGUGUUUCUUCAAUUUAUUGACUGUGUCUGGCAAAUGACAAGACAGUUCCCUACCGCCUUUGAAUUCAAUGAGUAUUUUCUCAUUACCAUCUUGGACCACUUGUACAGCUGUUUAUUUGGAACAUUCCUCUGUAACAGCGAACAGCAGAGGGGGAAAGAGAACCUUCCUAAGAAGACAGUGUCACUGUGGUCCUACAUAAACAGCCAGCCAGAAGACUUCACUAAUCCUCUCUACGGGAGCUACUCCAAUCACGUCCUUUACCCAGUGGCCAGCAUGCGCCACCUAGAGCUCUGGGUGGGGUACUACAUAAGGUGGAACCCCCGGAUGAAACCACAGGAACCAAUCCACAGCAGAUACAAAGAACUUCUUGCCAAAAGAGCAGAGCUUCAAAGAAAAGUAGAGGAACUUCAGAGAGAAAUUUCCAACCGCUCAACCUCCUCUUCAGAGAGAGCCAGCUCUCCUGCACAGUGUGUGACUCCUGUUCAAACUGUUGUAUGAAAGGACUAGGCCAGGGGCAUCAUUGCCAGGAACUUGACAUUACAGCACCUUAUGGGUAGAAAGCCUUCGGUGUUUUAAACCCAUCUAUGGGAGAAUCCUUCAGAUGCUGUAUUUAUUUCAGAUCUCUCUUAGAUGAGUUUAGAAACAUAGUGGUGCAAGUGACAAUGAAGAUCUCAUUUGUAAUUAAAGUAUGACACUAACCUUAAGUUACCCAAAGAAUACUAAAGUUACUGCAGUCCUGUAUUCAACACUGGGAGCAAGUUUUUCAUUUAAAAAUGUCUUCAAAAUCUGAGCACCUGGUAAGAUCUCUAGGAGGGGGAGAAAAGCAAGGGCAUCUAUCUGUUCUUGCAUCUGAGAGCAUCUAUAUUGAGCUUUGAUAUCUGUGUCAGAUCCAAAUACUCCAUUCUCAAUUUUCCAGAUUUUGAUGUGCUUCAGUUUCUUGUUCAUUCACUCACAGCAGAGCUCUGGAGACAGGUGGGAUUUAGUACUUUCAAUUACUAUUCUAAUUAGGAGUUGGCGCCGUUAUCAUUCAAAUGACAGUGCCACAGUUUGAAUAUCCUGAAAUCCAAACAAGGAGUGAAGAGAAGUGUAACAGUUGAAGUGGUGACUGAGCCAUGAAUGUUUACCCUGUCACCAGAGCAGGUUCUCACCUUGGGGGGGUGCGGUGGGGGGGGGGGUGUCUCUGGACUCACUGUUGUCAGUUCAUUGUUGCUGAAAACCUGCUCAUCAGAAAAUUGCACACCCAAGUAAAGGUUUAUAUAUAUAAUUUCAGGAGAUUCAUCAAUCUCAAAAAUCUAUGUAAGGACUCUUAAGAAUUCUAACUAGAAAAUUAAUUCAGCAAGAGAUUGGGCCUUCUGAUGCCCAAGUAGCAUAAACAAUUCAUGCUAUUUAACUGUAAUCCAUAACUUCCUCAAUUAUUUUUUAAGUACAUAGCUAGUACGUUCACCAGCCUAUCUAAACCACUCAGUAACACUGGGCUUAGGUCUCUAAGCACAAGAAUGACAAACAUGCAUCAAAUAUGCACUUUUUUGAGACUGUAUAACAAAUAAAGCCUUUGUUAGCUGGCUGUUAAGCAAAGUUUAAAAAUUGUUUUAUUGAUUUGAAGUACCAAAUUUAUAAAGAUUAACAUGUUGACCUAUUCAGAAUAAUUUACAAUGACAUGAUAGAUUUGUGUAUUCGGUUCACAUACUGCCCUCAUACUGUAUGCUAAAAGCACGGGAUUCAACAUGAUUACAAAUAGAUACUGUCUAAAAACUGCAAAUGUUUUUACAUUUUACAACACCCCCCCUUUUCAUUCUUUAUUCCAAAAUUUAUUUCAUUAACAGCUGUUGAGAGUUUUAUGAAGACAUUGUGACAUGUUUCAUGGGUAACUAACUGACUUAGAGUGUCUGGGUCUUUAAUAGUGACUCAAUGUCUGAAAUACCAAAGGAAAACAAAGCCCUCUUGAAAACAGUACAUUUAAUGGUCAUCUGGAGAAGGGAAGGUAGUGGACACUUCAUGCUGCGGAAGAUUUAAAAACAAGACUUCAAGCACUGACUAUGGGGACAGCCUCAUACUCUCAAUUUUCAAACCCAAUUUACAUAUAUACCUACUUAAAAAACACAUCCACAAGUAAAAAACUGGUCAUUUGUUUACAAAGUGCAGUGUAUGAGUACAGCAAAUUCAAAGACACAGUGGGCCUCUCUGCUGUAGAACUCCAUCUCCGUUCAGUUGUGCUGCACAGCACAACAGACUGUAAUGAAGCUUGGCCCUAACACCUGCCAGUAGUGGCAGCUUAGCAAGCAUGAGACCUGGAAAGUCUGCUCAUUGUCCAGUAAGUACAUCAUUUAUGACCAGUAAGGUACAUCAUUUAUGACCUGGUGUCAGUAAUCCCAACACAGAUUACUGCUUUGCAAUGAAUUCUGUAUGGUUUGCAUGUCCUUCAGUAACUGAAGAUUUUUCCUGCUUUUUUCUCCGGGUCUCUGUUUGGUCAGAUCCUUCUUACUUGUGGUCCUUGUGACUCCAGAUGAACGACUGCUGCUGUUUCCUUCUUCAUCAAGAGUCUUUUUGUUAACUUUUAAUUCCUUCUUCUGCUUAUCUGUGUUUUGUUUUUCCAGCUGAACAAUCAAAGGAGGGAAAAAAUGAAUUCAAUAAAAACAUUUUCUUUUAGCUUUGCUUUUGA
Arvicanthis niloticus (Nile rat) is the source of this 5058-nucleotide messenger RNA. NCBI's taxonomy places the organism in Eukaryota, Metazoa, Chordata, Mammalia, Rodentia, Muridae. The record is from RefSeq and is a predicted model, not a curated record.